This is a messenger RNA of Candoia aspera, 1529 nucleotides long. Its product is annotated as P2Y purinoceptor 8-like. Bases 122 to 1189 code for a protein of 355 amino acids. Gene Ontology annotation, cellular component: plasma membrane. Gene Ontology annotation, biological process: positive regulation of Rho protein signal transduction; phospholipase C-activating G protein-coupled receptor signaling pathway. Gene Ontology annotation, molecular function: G protein-coupled receptor activity. The record is from RefSeq and is a predicted model, not a curated record. Lineage: Eukaryota; Metazoa; Chordata; Lepidosauria; Squamata; Candoiidae. The transcript has a single exon.
AAGUCAGUUAAUAGCUGAAGAAGAAACACUAUGUCUAUGUUGCAGUGAAGGAUUAUUUGACCAACCUGUAUUUCUCCUUUUUAAAUCUAGCACUGAGCCGCCACUAAUUUUCAGAAGAAGGAUGGUUCAAGACAUCUUCAUUGCCAUCACACCAGAAAGUCCAUCAGAGAUGCCGCUUCUAAACAGUCCCAGAAACGUCACCAAUGCCACACUGGCCGCACUUCAGAGCCAUGCGCUCCAGAUGACUUUGCCAGCCCUCUUCAUACUCAUCUGCAGUAUCAGCAUUCCUCUCAAUUUAAUCUCCUUGUGGUACCUGGGUUGGUAUUCAAGGCCUUGGACUCCCACCAUUAUAUUUUGCAUUAAUUUAACCAUCUCAGAUUUGCUCUAUGGCUUCAUCCUCCCCUUCCAAAUAGUCUACCAUCUAAAGAAAAAUAAUUGGCCUUUCGGAGACAUCUUGUGUCAUGUUGUCACCGUUCUGUCAUAUGGGAACCUACACUGCUCUGUUUUAACUAUGAUGAGCCUUAGCAUAGAGCGUUAUGUAGGCAUUGUCCACCCUUUGUGCUACAAAGCAGUAAGACCAAUUAGGGCCUCUUUCCUGGUAUGCCUCAGCAUUUGGGCCCUGGUUUUACUGACACUCUUCCCUCUCAUGCAGCAUAAGCUCACCAUUCGUAUACAGCAGCUCCCUAUCAUCACCUGCUUUGAUGUUUUGCCAAAAGAAAUGUUUAACACCCAAGAAGAAUUUAUCGCUUACUUUGGAUCCAUGCUAUUUCUCUUCUUCUUCCUUCCCUUGAUCAUCAUGGGAUUUUGCUACAUCUCAAUCAUAUUAACACUUCUACAUUCAUCUUCCUCUCCAUUCAGAGAGACCAAGAGGCAGACUGUCUACUUCAUCAUAGUGUUGCUGCUCCUGAUUACUCUUUGUUACCUCCCUCACAUUGUCAUUUCAAUAGCCCAUUAUAUCCUCCUUUUCCAAAAUAAAUCAUUUUAUGUGGAAUACAAACUGUCACUUGCAACAGCCAGCUUCAAUUGCUGCUUUGACCCAUUCCUUUAUUACUUUGGUUCUAAAGAGUUCCGACGAAAAAUACAGAAUAAACUCUGCAGGUGUGUGGCAGUAGGUCUCAGUGAAAAUAGCCCUAUUUUUUCAGAGCAUGACAUGCAAAUCAUGCCAGUGCAACAGGCACCAAAGAUUUAGCAAUAAAUGUAUGUAUUGCAAUAAAUAAAAAAGAAAAACAUUAAUUUAACAAUUCAUACUGAUAAAUGUCCAUACUGAUGGAUCAGUUAUUAACAGAAAGGUUUGUUGAUGAGGAAUAGAAGCUUGUUGAUACCAUUAUCUCAGAACAUCAUGGAUUGCACUAACCAUCAAAGGGUACAGCAGGGUGAUUGGUAUACCAAGCUCCUACAGUACAUACAUUUUUAAAACUCAGGAUAGUUAGAAAAAGCUCUGUAUAGAUAGGCCUUACUAAAUUGUGUGAAGUAUACUUGGCAUAAGAUUGACAACUGUCAUAUGUCUGGUAUCAUUCAAAACAUGGACA